AUGUCUAACAAUCGAAUUAAAAACGAUUACGUUUUUUGUCAAUGUCUUGAAUGCAUAGCAUUCAGCCCUUCUGGAAAGUGCCAAAGAAAACAAAAUGCAAGACGACAUAAUAAAGAACAUGGUCUGCUAGUUUCUGCAGCCAACACAACAGACAUACAAAAUGAAGAUAUUGAUAUAGAAGACUUUAUCUUUGAUAAUGAUAAUGCAGACAAUGUAAAUUCUGAUGAUAAUGAUAAUGAAGAAGCUUUCAUAUUGGCACAUCAAAAAGAGUCGAUAUUUUUUUCUGAAGACAUCAACCUUGAAUCACUUAUAAUUGAUAGUGAUGAAAUUGAAGAAGGAAAUGCAAGUUUUGAUUUCAAACAAAGCGAGACUUUGGAUGUUGACACUAAGAGUUCUGUAACUUCUAGAGUUCAUGAGUUUUCAGUAAAUAGCAUGCCCAUCUAUAUUCGUUUUUGUGGUUAUUUUCAUAGUCAUAUUUCAACUGAUCUUUUUGGUAGAUAA
Phycomyces blakesleeanus NRRL 1555(-) is the source of this 501-nucleotide messenger RNA. RefSeq lists its product as hypothetical. The transcript has 4 exons. Bases 1 to 501 code for a protein of 166 amino acids. NCBI's taxonomy places the organism in Eukaryota, Fungi, Mucoromycota, Mucoromycetes, Mucorales, Phycomycetaceae. The record is from RefSeq and is a predicted model, not a curated record.